Molecule: messenger RNA, 1629 nt
Organism: Alnus glutinosa
Lineage: Eukaryota; Viridiplantae; Streptophyta; Magnoliopsida; Fagales; Betulaceae
Product: probable prolyl 4-hydroxylase 3
Exons: 8
Coding region: 315-1286 (323 amino acids)
Biological process (GO): peptidyl-proline hydroxylation to 4-hydroxy-L-proline
Cellular component (GO): endoplasmic reticulum
Molecular function (GO): L-ascorbic acid binding; iron ion binding; procollagen-proline 4-dioxygenase activity
Source: RefSeq, a predicted model, not a curated record
GAGGCUUCCUUUUUCUUUCCCACCAUUUUUUUUUUAUCUUCUUUUCUUUCCUUCCAACUUGUUACAUUGACUCCGGUUCGGAGUCAUCCGUUUCAGCAAACCAUGGGCAGCCAACAGCAACAAACCAUGAGCGCUACAAUGUCCAGAUCACCCAUCAAUUGACUCACCGCCAAGCCGGAAUUACAUCGCCAUUUAGAAGAAUUCCAGGGUUAAUUGAGUCAUUAGCUUAUUCCAAUAACUAACCUGUACAUUUUUGAAAAACCUGUAUGUAUGUAUAAACCGUCGCUCUUAAAUGGGCAAUCCAGGUCAGUUCGAUGCUCAUAUCUCCGCAUCUCGGACAAUCACAGAGGGAUCCAAAAUUGGGGAAAUUUAUAGUUAGAGGCCUCGUUCACUGCUCGAGAAUUAGGGUUUGGGGUUCAACAAUGGCGAAGGGAAGGUACGCUCGCUUGCAGGGCAGGAAAUUGUCGACAUUGACGCUCGUGCUGUCCAUGCUUUUCGUGAUCUCUAUAUUUCUUCUAAUGUUACUGGCUCUCGGAAUCUUCUCGCUUCCCAUCAGCACCGACGAUUCUUCGCCGAACGAUCUCAGUUCCUUUAGGCGCAGGAGCUUUGAGAGACGUGAAGGGCUUGGGGAGAGAAGGGAGCAGUGGACCGAAAUUCUUGCUUGGGAGCCCCGGGCAUUUAUUUACCGCAAUUUUUUGUCCAAGGAAGAAUGUGAGUACUUGAUAAGUCUUGCCAAACCUCAUAUGAAAAAGUCAACUGUUGUUGAUAGCAUAACAGGUCAGAGCAAAGAUAGCAGGGUUCGUACCAGUUCUGGAAUGUUUCUGAGGAGAGGACGAGAUAAAAUCGUCAGGGAUGUAGAGAAAAGGAUAGCAGACUUCACUUUCAUACCUGUAGAGCAUGGAGAGGGAAUUCAAAUUCUCCACUAUGAAGUGGGGCAGAAAUACGAACCACACUUUGAUUACUUCCUUGAUGAGUUCAACACCAAGAAUGGAGGGCAGCGGAUUGCUACUGUUCUCAUGUAUCUGUCAGAUGUUGAAGAAGGAGGUGAGACUGUGUUUCCUGUGGCAAACAAAAACUUUAGCUCCGUGCCAUGGUGGGAUGAGUUAUCUGAAUGUGGUAAAGAAGGUUUCUCGGUGAAACCAAAAAGGGGCGAUGCAUUGCUAUUUUGGAGCAUGAGGCCUGAUGCUUCACUAGAUCCUUCAAGUUUGCACGGUAGUUGCCCUGUGAUUAGAGGGAACAAAUGGUCAGCUACAAAGUGGAUGCAUGUUGAGGAGUACAAGGUUUAAGGCAUUGGUUGUAAAGAGACAGGUCCUAAGACAUUGUGGUGUGUCCUCAAAGCUACUAUGUAAUAAUGCAACCCUUUACAACUCAGCUGCCUUGAUCAAGCCUUCAUUCGAUGCACUUCCAUUCUUUCUAACCAGCACACUUGUUUGCUCGCCCCUCAUUUUGAAGAAUAAAGUAGGCUUCCUCUGAUGCAGAGAGUAUACGAGUUUAGUUGCAGAUCUUCAGGGAUAGGAAGAUGAUGUGUUGAUAGCCAACUGUAAACUAACAAAAUAAUCACUAAAUUAAAAGUGCUUAUACAUCUUUUAUUUAUUUAUUUAUUUUUAUAAAAAAAAUAAAGUUGCUCUC